Messenger RNA from Botrytis fragariae, 1989 nucleotides. RefSeq lists its product as uncharacterized. The record is from RefSeq and is a predicted model, not a curated record. NCBI's taxonomy places the organism in Eukaryota, Fungi, Ascomycota, Leotiomycetes, Helotiales, Sclerotiniaceae. The transcript is spliced from 2 exons. Bases 1 to 1989 code for a protein of 662 amino acids.
AUGGCAGCCAAAAAGAAAAAAGCAACUGCGGCUCCUGCAUCUCGACUUCCAGCAGGAACCGUGUCUUUAUCAACCUCCAAGGUGGAAGAUAGAGCGCCGUCUGCAAAAAAUGAAGAAUUAUCCAUCAGUCCUCAACAAGUCGAAGAGAUGCAGGAAUCGUGGCCUUUGCAGGCGCCCAUGAUUGAAUAUGAGAGCUGCGAGGAGAAGUGUGCUGGGUGGGGCUCGAAUACAGGCUCUGAGAGCGAAGAUUUCCUCGACGAUGAUAUGGAUUUUUUGCCGACGGGCUGGGGAAAAAAUGAUAAGCAGUCGAGUGAAGAUAUGGAGAGAGUAGAAAUUGCUAGGAAAGCCAAGAUGAAGAAGAAGAAAUCUCAUGGAUCCGCACUAGUGGUAGCAGCUUGUCGAGAGAAAACAGUUAAGGCUUCAGAUCGAAAGGUGGAGUUGUCUCGCACACUUGUCGAGUUGACAAAGCCUUGCGCCAAUACAGAGAUUAUCGAGACUGCGCUGGAGGUAACUUGUCAUACAGCCGAGCAAGUCGUCAGCGGAAGUGUCGUCGAUGGUGUCAAUGUGGUCAGGUCAACGAGUUCCCUCGAUAAUUCUUGCGUCUUAUGCACCUCUCGAUCCUCAGAAAUUGUGACGAGUAACACUACAAUCACGAAAUCAACAGUACAAGAACCAGAGCCUAACAUCAAAUUGAUGGAGAAGAUGGCCCGACAAGAGCGUGAUUUGAAGUCUGCGAAGACACAAGCUGGCUCCUUGCGUGCCGAGAUCGAAGUUCUGAAUCAAAAGCACAGGCUGGAAAUGCAAAAGCAAUUGGAUCAGCUCAAUGAAAGCCAUCGAAAGGAGAUGGACGCGAUGAAAUUGGAUCUCGAGGAAGCGCAAACGGUACGACAGAAAGCUUUAGCUGAUUUGCAGAGGGUUGAGGAGAAAAACUUGACUAUUAGAAUGGAUAGGAAAGAGCUCAAUUCAAAGCUUGGAGCUGUGAACAGAGAUGCAGUGAGAUUCAAAAAUAACAUCGUAGCAUUGGAAGCACAAAGCAAUCAUGCACUUAAAUUGGCAGAGUCUUUUUCAAAACUGGUAGAAGAUCUGACACGAAAGGCCAAAGCCACCGAACUGAGGCUAGACGCAGAGCAGGCAAACACUAGUGCGACAUUACUGCAGCAGAACUCAAAAUUACUAGACGAAAAUCGCAGAUUGAAACAGCAGCAGUCACAAUCAACUGCGACUUCUUCCAACCGCCUGAAACAGUUGCAACAGAAGUACGAUAGUCUGGCGAGCACUUAUCACAGUGUUAUCGCUCAACGUGAUAAGCUACGUGACAAUUUAAUCAGGUCCCAGCGCCAAUGCCAAGUAUGGAAGGAUGAGGCGGAAUACUACAACACGAGUCGGGAUGAUCGUCGGGCAGAACUAGACGAAGUUGCUAAGGAGCUCACUAAGAUGACGGCCAAAUAUGAGAAAGCUGUCUACAACUGCAACUGGGAACAACAAAACUACGACAAAUUGAAACAGACCUACGAUAUUGUGGAACCAUUGGUGAAGAUAGGAGCAGAUAUUCGAUUACGUUUUCUGGACCAAGCACGAGAGGCAGCACUCAGUAUCUCCUGGUGUGAGGCAGAUAUGGCUUUGAGAACCAAUGGUAAUGUUGCUGCUCACAGGGGUAAUGCGGCUGCCGAUGCGACAUUAUUCAAGGGUAAGCUUAUCCCGGAAGAGUACAAAGAAGAGGCCGAAGAGAUCUUUGAAAAGUUAUACAACCAUAAAUCUAGCGACUACCCAUUCUUUGAUAGGAUCUCCGAAAGACAAAACGACUGUGAAGCAACAUUGGCUACAAUAACAAAAUCUAGUGUAUCGGCAACUCUGCGUGAGGAGUGGCGCGUGAUAUGGAAUAGAAUUGUUCACGGUCCGGUCAACAAAAAAAUGAUCUUGAUUGAAGAACUGGAAAGGUUAACCGACGAGAUAGUGGACUUAGAACGUUCAAAUCGUCGUCGCAGAUAA